Molecule: messenger RNA, 1872 nt
Organism: Malania oleifera
Lineage: Eukaryota; Viridiplantae; Streptophyta; Magnoliopsida; Santalales; Ximeniaceae
Exons: 5
Coding region: 223-1695 (490 amino acids)
Source: RefSeq, a predicted model, not a curated record
ACUGCAGACGGAAACCCCAAAAGCUUAAGCCACUGUCAGACUCCAAAACCCUAAUCAAGAAGGAAAAUCUAUUUCGUCAUUCGCUCUCAUCUCCAUCUCCAUCUCCAUCUCCAUCUCCGGUGGACUCAAUUCUCAUUCUCAGCCUCCCCCAGAACUACGACGACGGCGACGACGGCAGAGGAGGAAUUGUUGGAAUGAUUGUUCCUUUUGUUGCCGUUUUGAAUGAAGACAGUUGGGAUCGACAUUCCUCAGUUGUUGACAUGCUUCGACACACCAAGCAUGUCAAUUGAUCCUAGUGCACAGAUGAAUUUCAUGGAUGAUGAUGCUUCUUCGGGUUCCGGGGAGGAUGCAAAUAUGGUGGAUGGACACAACAAGCGUCAGUCUACAACACCAUUGACUGCAGGUCGUAACAAGAGAAGUCGAAAGGCUACUGGUGAUGCUAUAGUGGAUGCUAUGCUAGAAAUAGCAGCUGCUUCCAAGAUGAGGGCAACCGCAAUUAUGAAGAAUUCAUCAGCUUGCAUGGAUGAUUUUGACUUAGCACUGGAUGAGAUGGAAUUAGUGGCAGCUGCAGCUGGCUACUAUUAUUAUAAUAGUGUAACUAGGCAGCCUUGUCGUAGUUUGUCACCCAAAGGAUCUGGAUUUAUGACUGAAGUGCUGAAUGGAAGUGAUGAUGUGUGUCGGGAAAUGUUUCGGAUGGAUAAACACGUUUUCUACAAGCUAUGUGACGCACUUAGGCAGAGAGGGAUGUUGCGGGAUACAGCUGGUGUUAUGAUAGAGGAGCAGCUGGCAAUUUUCUUGAACAUUGUUGGCCACAAUGAGCGAAACAGAGUAAUCCAAGAGCGUUUUCAGCACUCAGGUGAAACAAUUAGUCGGCAUUUCAAUAAUGUGUUGAAGGCAAUCAAGUCAUUAUCACGUGAAUUCCUGGAACUUCCACCUCUCACAACUCCUCCAGAAAUCCUUGGGAAUAAUAGAUUUUAUCCAUAUUUCAAGGAUUGUAUUGGAGUCAUUGAUGGCAUGCACAUUCCCGCACAUGUACCUGCCAAAGAUCAAUCCAGAUUUCGUAAUAGGAAAGGCUAUCUAUCACAAAAUGUGUUGGCAGCUUGCACAUUUGACCUUCAGUUUAUAUUUAUUUAUCCUGGUUGGGAAGGCUCAGCUGCUGAUUCACGUGUAUUAAAUGCCGUCCUCCAUGAUCCAGAUCAGAAUUUUCCUCCAAUUCUUGAAGGAAGGUACUACCUUGUUGAUUCCGGUUACUCAAAUGUUGAAGGAUUUAUUGCUCCAUUUCAAGGGGUGCGAUACCACCUCCAUGACUAUAGAGGUGCUAAUCAACUACCUAGAAAUGCAAGGGAACUAUUUAAUCAUCGGCACUCAUUUCUUAGAAAUGCCAUACUGAGGUCUUUUGAUGUGUUGAAAAUGCGAUUUCCUAUUCUAAAACUCGCCCCUCAAUAUGCGUUUCAUAUUCAGAGGGAUAUAGUUAUAGCUGCAUGUGUUUUACAUAAUUUUAUCCGGCGGGAGGAUAGAAAUGAUUGGUUGUUCAGUGGUGUCGAAGGGAAGACUCUGGAAGAAUUUCCCGAUCUUGAUGAUCAAGCAGAUAUGCAGUUGUGUUCUCCAAUACAAGAACAGAUUGCUUCCUCAUUGAGAGACUCAAUAGCCACAGCUAUGUGGAAUGACUUCAUAAACAAGUGGGAUGAGUGGUGAUUGAUGGUGCUACCAAUCAGGGAAUCAGCACAAACUGUUGUUGGAAUAGAUGCUGUAUGAGAGUACGAGUUCUUAUUCUGCUUUUGUUUUUGUUACAAAGUAUUUGUGCUAAAUGGAAAUGACAUGGCCUUCAACAUGGUACAAAUGAAAAAAAUUCCAAGAUUAAACUUGCUUUUA